This is a messenger RNA of Rangifer tarandus platyrhynchus (Svalbard reindeer), 341 nucleotides long. NCBI's taxonomy places the organism in Eukaryota, Metazoa, Chordata, Mammalia, Artiodactyla, Cervidae. The record is from the annotation of a GenBank genome assembly.
CUAGGAGGGUGCGCCGCGCCAGCUCUCCCGCGGCACCAGGCACGCGCCUCACAUCCACCUCCCCUCCUUCUCACCGCCUAUUAGCGCCCGCAGAGCCUCGGGGCUCCGAGGUGCGGCCCGACCCUGAAACACCUAGGAGAGGCAGGGAGCGGCGGGCGGCGCGGAGCCCUGGAGGUGCAAGGAGGACCUGCACUCAAGUGCGGUGGAUCGUCUCGCAAGCGUCCGUGGGGUCGCCUCCCAACUUCAGGCCGAGUGGAACCCGGCAGGCCGGCAGAGUUUUCCGAGUGCCUGCCUCGAAGGCGGGGAUCCGGAAUGCAUUGCUUCUCCCAGCCCAAGAGUGA